This is a messenger RNA of Styela clava, 8159 nucleotides long. Its product is annotated as autophagy-related protein 2 homolog A-like. Gene Ontology annotation, cellular component: phagophore; phagophore assembly site. Gene Ontology annotation, molecular function: protein-membrane adaptor activity; phosphatidylinositol-3-phosphate binding. NCBI's taxonomy places the organism in Eukaryota, Metazoa, Chordata, Ascidiacea, Stolidobranchia, Styelidae. The record is from RefSeq and is a predicted model, not a curated record. Gene Ontology annotation, biological process: reticulophagy; autophagosome assembly; glycophagy.
UUAUUUAUGCUAUAAAGAGAGAUAAAAGAGACACAAUGCCGUGGUUUACUUCAUGGCCUGAAUCAAUAAAAAAGCGAGCAUGCCGAUAUUUAUUACAGCACUAUCUUGGACAAUUCCUGCAGGAGAAACUUCGCUUAGACCAGCUCAGUGUGGAUUUAUAUAACGGAACUGGAUAUGUAAAUGAUGUUGCACUCGAUAUAUGGGCUUUAAAUGGAAUGUUAGACCAGGCUCAUGUGCCUAUGGAAAUAGUAGAUGGUUUUAUUGGAUCAAUCGUUGUCACAAUCCCAUGGUCUGCAUUACUGAGUGAUAACUGUAAAGUUGAAAUUAAGGGGUUGGAAGUGACGCUUCAACCGAAGUAUCGCACUGACGUAGAUCAUGGAAAUAUGACUGAUUCUUUGUAUAAAAGUCUUGGAAACAUGACAACAUCAAUGCAACUUGCUGAAGGUUGCCUCAAAGAAGAAGAGGAUGAAGCUCAAGACACAUCUGCUGGAGGACUUUUUGAGGGACUUGAAGUUUUUGCGCAAACUAUUGAAACUGUUCUAUCAAAAAUUAAGGUUUCAUUAACAGAUAUGGUGAUUCGCGUUGAACAUUUGCCGGAAAAUUCUGGAACGGGUAUUGGUCUUGAAGUUCAUAUAGAGCGUAUCGAAUAUUUUGACGAAAUUACAAUGGAGGACAAGAAUGACUCUUCCCCAGCGCACGAGAAGAAACCUCAACACACUGGCGACAAAAAGACUGUUUACCAACAGGAGAGUAUUACAUGCAAGCAUUUUCGAGCUACUGGUAUCAAAAUCCUUAUGGAUGAAUUUCCAGAGCAAUUGAGAACAACUCCACCUGGGUCAACUGGCAGCCCAGAAGCACGAGGUACAGAACCAAUUGACAUAUCGCACACUGAGUUUGAAACGAUGAAAAUCAUAGAGGAGAGACUAGAUAAGCCUCAGAAGGAAACUAAAUACGAUGGCCCAGUUGUAAUUGGAAAAUUUUUUGGCUGGCAAGAGGUUAAACUUCGUAUUCGGCAAAGUGAACAUGUAUCUGCACCGAAACUUGAUGCUGAAUGUUUUUUUGGAUCCUGCAGUAUGUUCCUUACACCACACCAAGUCCAUCUAUUAGCGGAAUUUGCAAGUGGAAUUGCUACUCCUGUUUCAGUAAGUCCCGACCCCCAAAGAGAUGAAUUUCUAUCAAUGCAGACAAAUAAUUUCGCAACCUGCCAUGAUGGGAUUAAGUUAUCACCUACAAAUGCAAUGACCUCACCGUCGGAUAAGGACAAAGAAGAGAUAAGAAAGCGUAAUCGACAAAGAAAUGAAGAUCUUUAUUUGGCGAAUCCGCCUUAUCAAUAUAUUGAUGAAGGAGAUCAGUUCUUUUCGAUGGAAGGUUCAAAAUUGUAUUCACAUGUUCCCCAAGAAGCAGCAGAGUAUGAAAACAGUGAAUAUGGGACUUCUAUUUAUAGUCAAUCAACAGGUUUUACGCCAUCAUCUGCUUAUACUAACCGUUCUAGAAUGACACCCAUGCAUCCUUCGUCGAAAGUAAUGGGUGGAGGCCAUCACCAUUUUGGCACAGAACAUGCUCAGUCAAAAUACAAUGGUUAUGGUACAUCUCCACAUGGUCUGAGACGACAUCACUCAAGUCGCAGUGAAGAAGAUAAAACAACUUCGAACCAUUGUCAUUAUCAGUUUCAUAUCAGAGCAAUGGCAGUCACGGUACUUCAUAUAAAUCCCCUGCCGCCAUCAGCAUCACCCACGCAUUCCCAUAAAGUCGAUUCGUCCUUAACACCUCAGCCAAGUUUAGAGAGCAAUGUGGAUUCUUCUCAUAACAGUAUGACAAACUGCCAUGUUGAAAUGUCAAAUAAGUAUUAUGCAUUGUGUGAAACCCUCCUUGAUGAAACGCUCAAAGCCAACAAAAAUAUAAACACUUUAAGAAGUGAUUUAGCUUCAGUGUGUUGUCCACAUGAUCAUCUUCGUUUCACAGCAGCACAUAUACAUCUUGACAGUGAGCAAAAAACAUCUCAAACAUCCAGCAGUGAACUUUCAUUUGGUAAAGCUGAAAUUACUGAAUGUUUGUUUAUUGAUGCUCCCAGAAAAUCUUCUUUAAAAAGUGGGAAAACGAAAAGCUCUCCAGUGCUAAAGAAAAAGGUUUCUGUUCAUUCUGAAAUUCUGGUGUUUGAUCCUAAACCUUUUGCCGGUGGUUUGGUGAAAACCGCACAAUCGGAAUUGUCACCUGAUAUCAAGAUUAGUAUAAAUAAUUUUGAUAGUCAUCGAUCUUCCAAAACAACAUUGCAUGUUCAUCUCUCUGCUUGUGAAUCUGAAGUUGAUAUUAGCAUUGUAGAUCGAUUGAGCACACUGCUUUAUCCCCCUGAUUCAAUAACGAAAGCACAAUCUAAUGCCGCAAGUAUGUUCUCACCUACAAGCUAUGCUCACAGUCUUCCUGAUGCUUACAGCCAGCAAGCAGCUUUCAAUGAAGCUCUUUCAGAGGAUAAUAAGGAUCGUCAAUUAAAUUUGAACAUCUCUGCAUCAUUUUUGAAAAUCAAUUUCCGAUUUCCAAUCGCAGAUUUGAGACCGGAAAUGGAGCGACGACCAUGGUACAAUCGUUCAUUACGAGAUGAAACACUUAUUCUGGAAGCUCAUGACAUUGCUUUCCUAACUUCUUCGCUUGGAUCAGGUGGACAAGUAGGAUCUCGUUCUGGACAGAAAUGGCAAACUCAUAGCUCGUCGAGCUCACAGCAAAGACAGGAAUUUGAAAUCACAGUAAAGGAUUUACACGUUCUUUACUCAGAUGAACCAGAGAAGCCUAAAUCAUUUCUACGCAUUAGUCAAAGUCCAUCUGUGAUCGGACCCUUAGGAGGUCAUGUUGAUGCAAACAGUGGGAUGGAUUAUCCACAUAUUAAAGUAACAAUAAACCCAAGUCAUGAAGAAAGCAACAACGUUCUUCUACAAGGUAACACAACUUUAACAGAGCAACCAUCACCAACUAAAAAGAAGUUUGAAAAUUCCGACGACCCUUGGUUGGAUGAAGAAUUCAUGUCUGGCUCACAUAAUAGCUCUUCUGAUGCAAACCCUUCUCCAUUUUCGAAGCGUAAAGUUAUGUACAACAGUGAAGAAAUGAUUCUUCCUGGAGAUUCGUCUGAAAUUUCUGCAUUUUCUGAUCAUGCAAUUUCAACAUCCCUCAUUUCAAUCUCUAUUCAGCUUCCCGCAGUAAAUGCUUUUCUUGUCUCAAAACCAUUUUUUGAAAACUUAUAUAAUCGUAUCAAUAACGACAUUCUACUGUGGGCUCCGGCUGCUCCUAGACCUCACGGAAAAUCAAAGAAUUUGUAUGAUUCUAGAUCAGUGUCAUAUCUAUCAGGAAGCACUUUUCAAAUCCCUGAUAAGGGUUUAGAUAUCGCAAGUCAGCUGUUGGUGAACAGUGAUGAAAUUGAUGAAAACAUGUCAAGCUCUUGUUCAGAUUCUGAUGACACAAGUACAAAUUACUGCAGAGCUUCUUUACUUGGAGCUUCAAGGCGAACUGUCAAGUCUGUCAAUGAAAACGGAAUGUCAGUUGGAAAACAGAGCCUCAUCUCUAUCAAUACUUAUAUAGGAUGUGGCCGAUUAUCUGCGAAGUGUAACUAUAUUUGCCCAGAUGGGUCUGUAUCUAACUCCGUACAUGGUGAAGUCGUGGUUAUGUUGAAAGAUGCAAAUAUUUUCAAUGUUGCCAGUUAUUGUGGAAAUCCUUUGCUUGACUAUGUAUGUAUACAAAUAAAAAAUUUCAGUCUUUUUCAUAAAGCUGAUGUUCCAACAUUAGGUGCUGUUCUUCCUCCUGUUGAGAGGUUGACUGCAGACGCACCAACUCAUUUGGACAAAGUUUUAACGAAUUGUGAAGAGGGAAUUUCAAGCACAUUCAGUGGAAAACAAAAUCAAGAAACACAGAAUAUGAUAGUUUUAGCGAUAAAGCUUCAAACGGAAGAAGCCCGGCCAUUGAAACAAUGCCUUCUGGCUGCUGGAAUCAACGGUGUCACACUACAUCACAGAUUCACAAAACCAGGACAAAGCUGGCUGGAACAAAUAAUGGAUUUAGUAGAUGCAACAGAUGACCAAGUUUUGGGAUACAAACCUCCUUCUUUUAUCACAGAAAUUCAUCUUAAUGUCAAAAACUCUGCAGCGAUAUAUAGACCAGUAAACAUGUUUCCUCCAGUGAGCGCUGUUGUUACCGCAACAUCAUUUUCUUUGUCUUCAAAUAUUGUUGCAGGGGCACCCAUGUCAGCUUUGAAUAUUAUCAUUGAUGAAGCUAAAGUAUAUAUCACGGAUCAACAAAAUAUGUCCUACGUUGAUCUAGUUUACGAUUAUGCCUGCGUCGUAGAUGUUAAUUUCUUUGAUAUGUGUUUAAAAUUACGCAAUGAAAACUCGAACAAUGAAACCGGUGAUGGUAGAAAUGACAAUGAACCUCUGAUCGAUUUUCAAGCUUCGAAUAAUAUUAUCAUGCUAAGAACUUGUGCCGAUUCUUGUGCUGCAUUGGGUGCUUUGGUUCAAUAUCUUGCUGACGAUGGAGAUUUAGCAACAGGACUGCAAGAUGACGAUUCUAUUUCUGAUUAUCAAAGUCAGGUUGAUAUGGGUUACACUGAACAAAGUCAGCAGCAAAACGAACCGAGCGAAUCUUUAUAUGAAAACGAACAAAAUGAAGAAGAAGACGAUGUUGCUGAUCAAAUCACUGAUGCAAUGGAGGAAUUUUUUGAAGACGCCGUUUCAGAUUUUAAUGUUUUUGAGGCGAAACCAAAAUCUGCGAUGACGGAGUCAAUGUAUGCAUUUUCAUCUAGUUCUGACAAAAAAGAAAGACAUCGUCCAAGCAAACAUAAUGAUAUUAUGUCUCAGUCUGUCAUGAUGCCAAAUGAUUUUAACAAGCGAAAAGUCAAAAAUCGAAAAACUGAUGUUUUUGCAAGACAUUCUGGCCAAGAUUUUUAUUAUUCUGCUUUCCAUAAACCCGGUGUUCGUCACGAUUCCGAAACUCCCAAUGACGAUGAUUUUUGUAUAAUUGAAGAUGAUUUCGGAGUUUCACAGAGAAACAGUGAACCUGAGAUAGCCUACAGAAAGUGUGAUGGAGAUUUUGAUGAAGACACAACUCACAUUACCUUGGUAGAAAACCACUUCAAACCCACUGGGAAGAUUGAUCAACUACAGCCACCAGAACAUUUCCCUUCUCCUGUCAUGCGAUACACUUUGAAGGAACUAUCAUGCAUAUGGUAUAUGUACGGUGGAUCUGAUUUCAAAACCCAGGAUAUUCCGUCAAGAAAAAAUAGUGGUGCAAGAGCAAAAGAUAUUCCUGUGCAACAGCAAUCUCCUAAAUCAAAGAUUUCAUCCUCGAUGCACUAUAAUGCAAGAAAAAGAACAUUAAGCGUUGGUAAACAAGGUUCUUCUAGAGAUUCAACAAUGCUGAUGGAAGUCCAUCUUACCAAAGUACGUUGUCAGUUUGAGCAAUAUCCUGAAGAUACAUUUGAAGCAAAUAGAACGGUUCUUAUUAUUUCUGAUUUUGAAAUUAAAGAUAAACUUCAAUCUUCACAGAUAAAUAAAUUCUUGUAUCGGUUCCAUAGUGAAGCAAGUCCUAGACAAGCUCAUGCCAAAGCUUUACUUGUGAAAGUUUUACAAAUUCGUCCAGAAGGUGCAGGAACCCCAACUGAAAGCAGAUUACGUAUUUCAUUGCAGCCUUUGCGACUUAACGUUGAUCAAGACACACUUAAUUUUUUAACCAAGUUUUUCAGUGAUAUUUCUUCAGCUGCGAAUGAUGAAAAUGGUUCGCCAUCACACUGGAUUGCUCCUAUGUCAGCGUAUGAGACAGCAGUUGGGUCACCUCCUUCAGGACAAAAUCACCCAAGUCCCAAAAACUAUGGCACUCCUUACUCAUCACCCAUAAUGACACGACCAAAACCUCAGGGACCAAAUUUGGCCACAGGAACACCCCCUGACAAUAAUACAAUGUUAAAUGGAAGUUCUCCUUCUGUCAAAAGUGGUGGAAGUUCUGAUAGAAGCGCCAGCAGUUUUCCUACUUUGCAGCCAACAUUUUUCCGAGAAGUUAUAUUCUCACCUGAAGUACCGAUACGUUUGGAUUAUCAUGGUAAACGAAUUGAUACAGAACAAGGAACAAUAUCUGGUUUAUUGAUGGGCCUGGGUCAACUGAACUGCUCACAACUAAAAUUAAAACGAGUAGUGAAUCGCCACGGUGUUCUAGGCGUGGAUAAGCUUAUCACAUACUUGUUAAACGAAUGGGCUGCUGAUAUCAGAGCAAAUCAACUGCCUUUGAUAUUAGGUGGUGUCGGCCCAAUGCAUUCUGUGGUACAAUUAUUCAAAGGUGUCAGAGAUCUGGUAUAUUUACCAGUUGAGCAAUAUCGAAAAGAUGGCAGAAUUGUGAGAGGAUUGCAAAGAGGUGCAACUUCAUUCGGAACAUCAACAGCUAUGGCCACUCUGGAAAUUACUAAUCGUGCGAUCGGAUUGAUUCAAUUUGCUGCGGAAACUACAUACGAGCUCGUCUCUCCAGCUGAACUUUAUAGACGUGAGAUGUACGCGCAACGUAACUGGCGUACACUUGGGAACCAUGCAAUACGUCGACAACCCGCUGAUAUCAGAGAAGGAAUGAACAAUGCUUUAACUGUUGUUAAACAUGGAGUAGAAGACACAGCUGGGGCUAUAGUUAGAGUCGCACAACAGGAGCAUGGAAGAAAAGGUGUCACAGGUGCUGUUGGAGGAGUUUUGAGACAUAUACCUCCUGCAUUGGUUCGACCUGUCAUAAUGGCAACAGAGGCAACUACAAAUGUCCUGAGUGGAAUAAGAAACCAAAUUCAACCAGAUGCAAAACAGCAAGAUGAAGAUAAAUGGAAAGACAUGAACUCUCAAGAAAUUUUGUAGGUUUAUAAACAUUAGUAGUGAAUUCAGUCACAAAUUAUCCUAUUAAUUUAGUAUCUCCACUUUACAAUUCGAUAAUCCAUCUUUUGAAAGGAAUCAUUACACCGAUACUUAGUGUAAACUUUGGCAUAGGACAUUUUUUUUUUCAAACGAAUAAUUCAAAAUGACAAAUAGCACUUUCCACCACACAUGCCUGAGAAUCAAUUGACCAUAUAUAGCAGCUCAAACUAAUUUCCUUAAAGUGUUAAAAAACGAGUGUUCAACGGUACAAAAUCACUAUUUCAUUUGAUGUAUGAACUUCAACCGGUAUUAUUUGCUAUUUAGACAAUAUAAAUGAAGAGUGCGUAGUAGUAAACUGCAUGGUGCUAAUAUUAUUUUAUUUUGCUCUAUGUACUCUGUAUAAAUUUUACAAAAAUCUUGAUCUCAUUACAGAGGGUACCACUUCUACUAGAUUUUGUAUCACCACAAACAUAAUUUGUGAGACAAAGAACCUGAAUUAAAUCAAAUCAUUGCAUAUACGGGUUGUAUUGAUAAAAUGGAUGCUUCAACCAAAAUAUACGAAAUUUGAAAAAAAAAAUUUGAGAAGAAUAAGGGAAUGUCAAUUUUUCAUUUUCUUAACUUUUUAUUGAGAUACAAUGGUGAAUAUCGCUAUUCAAUUAGAAAUCAGCUUGAAAGGAAAUCCUUUUUUGUAAUUUUUUUCAAAUAAAAUUUUUUCGAAAUUUCUUUCAACCUUUGCCCCUUUGUCUUGAAACUCUUGAAAUAGUGUGUGUGAUGGUAUUGAAGUCCUAAGAGUGGAACGCUUUUGGUUACUCUGUACAUUGAAGUAUAUUUAUCGCACUGUGUAAUGUAUAUAUUAUCAAUUUGUAUAAAUGUGCAAUUAUUUUAAUAACAUUUGUUUAUCCUGUCUUUAUUGUUGUUGGUCAUAAUAAUGUUUUCUUGUUUUCGUUUCCCUCGAGGAUUUUAGCUUUCCGAAUAUUACCAUUAGUGCAGACUUGUUUAGAGUGAAUGGAGAUAUUGAAUCUUUCAUAUUUCUCACCAUCAUUGUUACAAACAGCAAAUUUUUUGAGCUAAGGAAGAUACUUUUCAUUUUGAGCAAUGAAAUCAGUAAUACAGUAGAUGAUAAAGACCAGUUGUUCUCAACCUUUUUUCUUUCUUGACAAUUAACUUUUGAGGGGAAAACUACAAAAAAAGAACUAUAAACUCUUUCCGCAUAAAUGAGCAGUUUUACUUUAUGAAUCCUCCAAAAUCUAUCAUUUAUUAUGUGAAUGUAUUCUAUAUUGACAAAGUCAGUUAUAUAGUUUUGAC